AUGCCCGACGAUAGAAAGAAAAUGCUCAAAACUGGUGUUCUUCUUAUGGUUGCCGUCAUCCUGGGUGUUGCCGUUUUUUCUUACGCCAGUGUCGCGAGUGCAGGUGGUCAGGAUGGUCCUCAUGCUGUCGUGGGAAGCGUUGAAUCAGCACGGACCAACAUAAACAUGUCCACUGUGGCUCAAGUUCCUGACAAUUUGACUCAAGAUGCUUCCUUCGGUGGUGGGGAUGGUGCUCAAGCAGUCGUGGGACAUCCUUCCUUUGCUGAAGUCACCGAUAGGGGAAAUAUCGAACCAGCACAAGCCAACAUUAAAAUGUUGUCUCAUACCAAGAGUGGUAUGCCCAUCAUGACUAUGGUGCCUGACGAUUUGACACAAGACGCUACCUUUGGGGUCAGUUUCCGAACUCGCAUUUCAGACAAUCGCGGCAUGGCCACCAUUACUGAACACUCGGUUCAAGCUGGAUCCAAGGCAUACCCGGUUAGGGACCCCAUCAAUCGACUACGAGCUGGAUCCUUGCAGACACAUCUGGAAACUUGGUCCGACCUUGAUCGUACCAGUUUUACCAUGGCCUCUCGUAACUUAAAGGAUUUCAAGAACUCCAUGGCAGUGAUGUUGGAUGGUAUCUUUCAUCCAUUGUUGGGAGAUGUUCACUACGAAUGGAUCUACCGUCAAGAGGGAUGGAGACUUGAAACCAACGAGGAUCAAACAAAUCUAUACAUUAGCGGAAAUGCCUACAAUCGUGCCCGUGCUGCCCAAAUGUUCCCCGACGUAGUAUUGGAUCACUUUGUUUACAGCCGGCUCUUCAAGGGACAUACCUAUGGAUACAAUCCCAAGGGAUUGUGGAACGAAACUCUUUCCGGAGCUCGUGACCACAUGAUCAAAUUCUAUAACUCGUGGUACCAACCAUCCAAUGGACGCGUUUUCUGUUAUGGUGCUCCCGAAUAUAUCAAUGCUUGUUUGGAUGCUGUUGAUGAGGCUGUCACUCGCAUGUUGAAUGAUCAAGCCAAAAAGUUGGAAGAGAACGGAGGUAUUUCUAUCCUGGAGGAAUUGGGUGUCAGUUUGCCGGAAGACUCCAAGGUCGAUUUCAAAAAGCUCAAUUCCAUCAACUCGGUCGAAGAACGGGUUCCAUAUCCCAGCUAUGACCGACGUGAACGACGUGGUGACUUUCGCCUCUCCAUUUCAUGGGUUCUCAACGACAAGCCAAUGGAUAGGCGUACCGAAGUAGCCUGGUACUUGAUUUGGGAAAUAUUGGCUGGACCCUCGGGCUUCUUAAGCCCUGAUCCCAUGUCACAAAUCGAUACUAACCUCCAACAAUGGGUCAUGACCAUAGGAGUCAGCGGUCUUCCCACCGAAGCUGCGGCGGGUGAGGCCCGUACCAACAUUACAAACAUGCUGGGCGAACUUUCUCAAAACGGCUUUGAUCACGAGGUCAUGGCGAUCGGAUUAAACGAGGUGGAAUUCAUGUUGCGUGACAUGAACACUCCUGAUGGUUCUCCACUAGGUGUCCACAUGUUCAAGACAGUCAUGCGCAAGUGGAACUACGACUUGGAUCCUACCUUGGCUUUGACUCAGAUGGACGAGUUCAAAUCUCUUCGAGCUCAAUUGGAAGACCCAGAUAAUCUUGAGGGAAUGGAGUUCAUCUUGGAAUUGAUGACGAAGGGACUUUCCAAUAAUACUGCUCAAGCCAUUGCUACCCUUUAUCCUAGUAAAGAGUUGCGAAUCAAUGCUGAAAAUAACGAGUAUAAGUGGUUGAGGUUGCACGAAUCCGACGAAGACUGGUACAAGGCCAAUCGAACCGAGUUCAUCCGUCAAACUGCCGAAUUCCACCGCGUCGAGCAACAAGGUGAAUCCGAAAUGGACAUCGCCACCAUUCCACGCUUGUCGCCUAAGGAUGUGCCAAAGAAAGCAUUUGAAAUUCCCACCAAAGUUACAGAAGGCGUUUUCGAUUCCGACCUGACCAUGAUUGAGAACAUUGUUCCCGACUCAAAUAACAUUACCUAUGUGGAUUUCACCAUUGAUAUUUCGGUCAUGCCCUUUAAGGAUGUCAUCUUGCUUCCGCUCAUUUGUCGUUUGCUUGUUUUUGCUGGCACUGAGCACAAAUCCGAUUGGGAGAUUCAAGAUCAAAUUGACCUGUACACUGGAGGAUUGACCAUCGAACCACUUGUGGAAGAAGUCUACGAGUUCCAAGAAGAUUACGGAUAUAAGGUUGCCAGUGGCAAGCACAUGAUCACCAAGCUUUUGGUCCGCACGUCUUGCCUCGCCGAAAAGGGAUGUGGUGAAGCCUUUAACUUGAUCAAGACUGUCAUUUACGACUCGGUGAUUGACGAGCGUGAAAAGAUCAUUGACAUUCUCCACAGCAUUGUAGAAGAUAUGGAAGAUGAUGUUCAGCGCAAUGGCAAUGCUUACCUAUUUCAAAGCAUCCAGUCUCGAUACACCUUGCCUGGAUUCAUCCGAGAACAAUGGUUUGGAAUCACUCAACUCUACAAGGCCCGUGCUCUCCUUAAAGACGGUGCUAACUACUCGAGAUGGUGGGAGAAGUUUUUCACACGACUCUUGAUAGCACAUGACGCCAUCAAGCGCACUCACCACUCCGGACUAUUGUUGAGUAUCACAGGCGACGAGAAGGCUAUCAAGGACAUUGGUGAUGCGGUUCGUACAUUUGUCAAGGAUACGCUUCCGCCUGCUGCUCAGAGGACCCCAUUCCCUGAUUUUGCCAAGGUAGAGCACCCCUGGGUGGUUAACGGCAACUUGACGAUGAAUAAACGGUACGCACAAAAUCUCGCUUUUUUAAUUCCAACAUUGGCGAAUGAUGUUGCAAUGGGAGGACUCUUGUUUCAACCAGGAGAGCACAUUAGUGGAGCUCAUAUGGCUGCUGUUCAAUACUUGGGAGGCUUCUUUUUGAACGAAAAAAUCCGCUCCAAUCUUGGCGCUUCGCAAGCUUGGGCACAAUUGGAUAUGGAUUCUGGGGCUUUGAUUUAUUACAGCGAGACAACGCCGAGUAUGAUAUCGACAUUCAAGAUCUUCCGUGAUGCUGCUGGUUGGGUGCAGCAACAAAUGGACGGGCACAAAAGUUUAGCAGUAGAAGCACAAGCCGCAAUUAUUGGAACGGUUGGCAAGAUAGAUGGAAGUGCCCUUCAGCCGGAUGAUGUCAGUCAUGUUGCUCUUCUUCAGUUCUUGAAGCAAGACACUAAGGAAGGAAGAAAAAAAUUGAGGGAGGAAGCCUUGCAGGCUACAAAAGAGGACUUUAUCUUCGUUGCCAACAGACUUGCCAGUUGGGGUGGUGAAAGUAUUUAUGUCAUGACGAAUGAAGGGUCACUCGACCAGUUUAACAGCAUCACAUCGGGCAGCAUUACACCGUGCACUCUGGUGGGUCCGAGUUCCACUUAUUGUUCAAACUACCACCAGUAG
This is a messenger RNA of Cylindrotheca closterium, 3408 nucleotides long. The record is from the annotation of a GenBank genome assembly. NCBI's taxonomy places the organism in Eukaryota, Bacillariophyta, Bacillariophyceae, Bacillariales, Bacillariaceae.